AUGGCUGCAAAUACAAAUCAACGUAACUAUCAACUGGAUACAAAUACGAACAUCAACAAUAACAACAACAAUAAUAAUGGCAAUGGCAACAUGGAUGAAAUGUCACAGCGUAAAGAAAAGAUAAUCAUACAAAACCAAAUGUUUAUCAAUGUGCAACAACAGCAGCAGCAACAACAACAGCAACAACAACAAUCACAACAGCAACAUGUGGUUAAAAGAGCACCAAAAAAACUAACACAACCACCAGCUAUAUUUAGUACGACAACUACAACUGCUGCUGCAGCUACAAUGGCAGCAACAGCCACCAACGAUAAUAGUGAUGGCAACAAUCACACCAACAACAAUAAUCAAGAUAUUGCCAACUUUAUUGCCAAUUCUCCUACGGCCGCCAGUUAUGUACAGGCCCAACUUAACAACAUCAAUGGCCUCAAUAUAACAACAGCCACUGCAGAUCAUCAACACCAUCAUCAGCAGCAGCAGCAACAUCAUCAUCAGUUGACAGCAAAUGUUGUGGCAGCUACGGCUGCUCCAACAGCCACGGCCACUGUGAGUGGUUUGCCAAUAGUCACCUACAAUGGGAAUCAAUAUUGUGUCAUCACACAUACGGGCGAUAUCACGUCAUCGGCAACUGGCGAAAAACCUGAUUUGUUGCAAGUAACCACCGAUAAAGAGGGAAAAACCAAUUUUAUUUUAAUGCAGUCUUCAUCAUCCAUUCAACCGAAUGCGGGUGACAUAGUGAAUAAUUGAAACUCAUCGUUAAUGUUUAGGUUUUAAAUUUUAUAUAUC
Messenger RNA from Calliphora vicina (urban bluebottle blowfly), 786 nucleotides. Its product is annotated as myb-like protein AA. The transcript has 2 exons. Bases 1 to 747 code for a protein of 248 amino acids. Lineage: Eukaryota; Metazoa; Arthropoda; Insecta; Diptera; Calliphoridae. The record is from RefSeq and is a predicted model, not a curated record.